Molecule: messenger RNA, 1259 nt
Organism: Gossypium arboreum
Lineage: Eukaryota; Viridiplantae; Streptophyta; Magnoliopsida; Malvales; Malvaceae
Exons: 8
Coding region: 429-1184 (251 amino acids)
Biological process (GO): potassium ion transport; proton transmembrane transport
Cellular component (GO): mitochondrial inner membrane
Source: RefSeq, a predicted model, not a curated record
AAUUUCAAACUUUGAACUUUUCAAUCGAACAUAAAAAAAGUAAUUGCAUUUUUCAAUUUUUUUUUCUCUUUUUUCUUAAGUAAAAAUCUUUUGAUUUUUAGUUAAAAUUAGUUUCAGUUUCCCUAUCACUAGCAUCUUACAUUCUCGCCGCUUCUCUCACUAAAAUUCUUUUAUGAACAUUUUAUCGAUUUACUCUUGUUCGUCGAGUGUUUUUAAUUCAUUACAAACAAAACCCAUUUUUUGUUUCUUUGUAAAAUUGUUGAAUCCUUAUCUUUUGAUUCUUGUUCUUUAGCUUUUGAAUAUACAGAUCCUUUUGAUUCCAUCGAUUUUUAAUACCCCAAUACCCAAAUAAACAACACUCUUUCAGUCUUUACUCAUCGCCCUUAAAUUCUUCUUCUUCUUUUCUCUUUGAAAUUUUAUCGUACAUUAUGAAGGCAAGAUUGGUGGUGUUUCCAAUUAAGGGUAAAAUCUGGUGUUUUAGCAGAUCCAUUGAUCAAUCUGCAUCAGCAUUUAACUCUGCUAACACUCCUUCCACUGUUAAAGAACUUUGGAAGAAGAUUUCAACAAAUUCAAAACCCCUCAAUGCCAAUGCUGAGCUUCUUGUUGAUUUCAUUUCAAACAAGAUGAAUAAUGCUUGGGUUGGUUUGGAAAAGGCCCCUGAGGGUAGUUUCAAGAACAAGCUUCAUGGGUUUGGAUUGCAGCUUUUAGCUCGAGUUAAGCCAUCUGAGAUUUUGUUGAAAUCUAUAAGUAAAGAGGUCACUAAUGUUAGGAUUACAUACCCCCCCAGUUUAAAUUCUAGGCUCGUGCGGCGAAGAUUACGACAUAUAGCCAUGAGGGGUACUGUUUUACACAGGAAAUACUUUUAUGGUUCAGUUACGUUGCUUCCACUGACUGCUGCACUUGCUGUUCUACCUCUGCCUAACAUCCCAUUCUUUUGGGUCCUGUUUCGCACUUAUUCACAUUGGCGAGCUCUCCAGGGAAGUGAGAAGCUCCUUCAACUAGUCUCAGAUAACUCCCGAGCUCAAAGCUUCUCUUCCGAGAUGAUGGAAGCAUCGAAGGAAUUGGAGGAGCUUCUUCGCAAAGGAUAUGAAAAUGGCAGCGUAAAUGAAAAGGCUAUUUCAGAUAUAUGCAUCAAGUUUAAGUUGAAUAAGAUCGAUGUUUUGAAGUGGAGAGAUUUAGUGUAAUUUCACUCAUCUCUUCUUUUUGUUAUCCAUUUGGAAUAUUUCAUUAAUUGCAAUUUAAUUUUCUUUUUUGCCUAA